Messenger RNA from Dujonia railenensis, 2112 nucleotides. Lineage: Eukaryota; Fungi; Ascomycota; Pichiomycetes; Serinales; Debaryomycetaceae. The record is from the annotation of a GenBank genome assembly.
AUGAAAAAAGUUAAUAGAGCCCAAUGUGCUAACUGUACCUGCUCGCCAGGAUUACUCUCUCGUACAAAUAGAAGGUCAUCGUUGCUUAAUAGAAGAAUUUCGUUGAAGAGAACUCCAAGUGGGUCUAUUCCUUCUUCUCCUUCCAGAAAGGGAUCUGUGUUUAAUUUGGACGUUGCCUCAUUAUGUCUCCCCGAAAUUAAGGAGGUUAACACAUCUCAGAGACUCAGCAGUCUCAGGAAUGCCAUGCAGGAGCAUGACACUUCGUUAGGAGUUUACAUAGUACCCAGCGAAGACCAGCACCAGAGUGAAUACACCUCAUCUGUGGAUCAACGUAGGAGUUUCAUUUCAGGAUUCCAGGGAUCUGCUGGUGUUGCUAUUGUCACCAGAGAUGUCAUGUGCAUGAACGAUGUUCCUGAGGGACUUGCUGCCUUGUCAACUGACGGUAGAUACUUCAACCAAGCCACAAACGAAUUAGAUUUCAACUGGCUCUUACUUAAACAAGGCGCCAAAGAUGAACCAACCUGGGAAGAAUGGGCUGUAAUCCAGGCAAUCCAAUUGUCUCUUGAUUCCGGAUCUGAGAUUUUCAUUGGUGUUGAUCCCAAGUUAAUUACUUCCACCGCUGCUGAGAAAAUAGAGAAGAUCAUAACUGAGAAGCUUAGUAUAAGCAAAUAUUCCAAGGCAGAAGUCAAGUUGAUGGCUAUCGAAGAAAAUUUGGUUGACAAGAUUUGGCCGCAAUUUGAAGAAUUACCCCAAAGACCUCGUAACCCAGUCAGAGUAUUGAGCCAGGAAUACCACGGUAAAGACGCACAGGAUAAGAUUGAUGCUACCAUCAAAGAACUUAAGGCUAAGAAUACUAACGGUUUGGUUGUGACUGCAUUAGAUGAAAUUGCUUGGUUGUUGAACCUUAGAGGUUCAGAUAUAGAAUUCAACCCUGUAUUUUACUCCUAUCUUAUCUUGACCAUAGAUGAUGGUGUAACAUUAUUCACUGACUCAGAAAGAAUAUUGGAAAAGACUGCUGAAUACCUCAAGGGUAAUAAGAUAUCCGUCAAACCAUACGAUGCAUUCUGGAAGGACCUUGCACAGCUCUCCUCAUCUUUCAAGCUUUCCAACACCCAAUCUAAACUUUUAAUACCAGAAACUGUAUCGUGGCAAGUUUCCCGUACUCUCAAGUGCUCCACUGAACAGAGCAGAUCUCCUGUGGAAGACUUGAAAAGUAUCAAGAAUGCAACUGAGCUCGCAGGAGCAAAGUCUGCACAUCUCAAAGAUGGACGUGCGUUGGUUCGUACGUUUGCCUGGUUGGAAGAUCAGUUAGUCAAUCAUAGUGAACUUAUAGAUGAAAUUGAAGCUGAUGAUAAAUUAACUUCCUUUAGGCAGCAAGAAGCCAACUUUGAGGGGUUAUCAUUUACCACUAUUUCAGCCACCGGGGCCAAUGGAGCAGUUAUCCACUACAAGCCAGUCAAGGGUGAAUGCUCAGUAAUUAACCCAGAUAAAAUUUACCUUAAUGACAGUGGAUCUCAAUUUUUAGAAGGUACAACCGAUACCACUAGAACUAUCCACUUUGGUACACCAAAGCCAGAAGAAAUCCAAAGCUACACUUUAGUAUUGAAGGGUAAUAUUGCACUUGGGUCAUUGAAGUUCCCAGAGAACACUACGGGGGCUUUAAUCGAUUCGAUUGCAAGACAGCAUCUUUGGUCGUAUUCUCUUGACUAUGGCCAUGGUACUUCUCAUGGUAUUGGAUCAUUCUUAAAUGUGCACGAGGGUCCAAUAGGUAUUGGACCUAGACCAAAUGCUGCCAAGUCAUUUUUAAAGCCAGGUCAUUUACUCUCCAAUGAGCCAGGAUACUACGAAGAUGGGGAAUAUGGUAUCAGAAUAGAAAAUGUGAUGUUUGUGAAGGAAUCUGGAACCUCAUACAAUGGUAAGAACUUUUUAGAAUUUGAGACUGUUACAAGGGUUCCAUUUUGCCGCAAAUUGAUUGAUUUAAAGUUGUUGACUGAACAAGAAAAGAAGUGGAUAAAUGAAUAUCAUCAAACUGUUUGGAACGAUUUGAGUUCCAGUUUUGUUGCUAAUAGUUUGGAAUACAAAUGGUUGAAGAGGGAGACCGCACCACUUUAA